Sciurus carolinensis (gray squirrel) is the source of this 1232-nucleotide messenger RNA. RefSeq names its product T cell immunoglobulin and mucin domain containing 4 (gene Timd4). The record is from RefSeq and is a predicted model, not a curated record. NCBI's taxonomy places the organism in Eukaryota, Metazoa, Chordata, Mammalia, Rodentia, Sciuridae. The coding region runs from base 43 to 1134 and encodes 363 amino acids. The transcript has 9 exons.
AUAAAAAAUGGGUUUGGGACAGACAGACAGACUCCUGUCAAAAUGUCCAAAGAGCCUCUCCUUCUCUGGCUGGUGAUGGAGUUCGGGUGGUUUUAUCUGGUACCAGUCACAUCAGAAAUUACCGUGAGGUCGUUUUUGGGUCAGUCGGUGACUUUGCCCUGUUUAUACUCGUCCUGGUCUCAGAACAGCAACAGCAUGUGCUGGGGCAAAGGUCAGUGUCCCAAAUCCAAAUGCAGCCAGGAGCUUCUCCACACAGAUGGGACGAGAGUGAUCUCCAGUACAUCUACAAAAUAUAGGCUUCGUGGGAACAUCCAGAGAGGCGAUCUUUCAUUGACCAUCUCCAACACCAACGAAGGGGACAGCGGGGUGUACUGCUGUCGCAUCGAGGUGCCGGGCUGGUUCAAUGACGUGAAGAAGAACAUUCGCCUGGUGCUGAGUAGAGCCCCAACAACCACGAGGAGAACCACCACCUCUCACCCACCCUCCACCCCUCCCAUGAUGACGACCAAGGUGGGGCUUCCAACAACAGCCGAGGCGACCCCUGACCACACCACUGGAGCACCGCUUCAGACAACGGCCACCUCGGUCUUCACCACGGCCACCACGUGCCCCCUGACAACACUCACCUCCCUCCCAGAGGUGGCCACAACGAGUCUUCUGACCACUGCAUCUUCUACGGAUGGGCCUGUCCACACCACAGAAUCAGUACCUUUACAUGGAUCCAGCCUGACUUGGAGAAGCACCGAAGCAACUUCUGCAGACACUGCCUUGUCCACAGCCAAAGGGUCUGAAACUUCAGUUCUUCUGUCAUCUACAUCCCUGGUGACAUGGAAAGCAAGUGUCCCAAGGGAAACAGGUGGUCCAGUGACUUCUCCUCAACCAGCAUCCGAGAUGACAAAUCCCGUGCAAAGUAAAUCAAAAGAGAACCACAAGGUCAGCCUGGUGGUGAUCAUCGCCUCCUGCUUGGGAUUCGUGCUGUUGGCGUUGUUGGCGACGUUUCUCCUGCGAGGUAAAGUCAGGAAAACCAGUUGUUUGCAGAAACCCCAGAGACUAGACAACCUUGGAGAAAGCAAAGAUGCCCUCAGUGACGUGCCUCAUGGACAGGAGGAGGAAGAGGGGCUUUUUACACUCUAGCUUCUACUUUUCCUUAGGAUUGAGCAAGACCCUGAUGCUUGAAAUUUCCACUUAAGUCUUGUAAUGUUUUAAAUUUCAUUUGUUAAGAAAAGUUUUGU